AUGUGGCAUGAAAAUCCUCUGCAUCUCAAGUCCUUGAAUCACAUCUUCUUGUUUACACUAUCCGUUAAAAAAUCUAUUGAUUUCUCACAGAAUGUUCUGGUUUCUUACCCAUGGUGGGCUACUUCUUUUGAUUUUGAUGGGCCGUGGCUAUUAAACCAUGGCAUUGGCAUACAUCUCCUGAAAUGUGAAGAUCCUGAUAAAAUGCCCACCAUCAACCACAUUAAUCCCAGGGGCAACCACAUUUCCUUCCAGUGUGAGAGCAUAAUAACAGUGGAAAGAACAUUGAAAGAGAUGAAGAUGGAUUACGUGAAGUGUAGAGUCGAGGAGGGAGAAAUCUCUGUUGAUCAGUUGUUUUUUCAUGACCCAGAUGGCUCAAUGAUCGAGAUUUGCAAUUGUGAGGUGCUGCCUCUGGUUCCAUUAGCCGGAGAUGCCAUCAAACAUGUUCAAGUCUCAAAUGCAAAUUUCAGCAGCUGCAGCUGCAGAUUCAACAAGCAGAGCAAACGCAACAACCACCACAAGUGGAGUAAUUUGCCUUUUAUUAACAUGAAGAAAGACUUUCUUCAUUUUGCAUCAGAAGUACCUUGUACAGGCAAUCCAUUCUAUACAUCGCAUUCUUGUUGUAUGAAUAAUUAA
Messenger RNA from Pistacia vera, 633 nucleotides. RefSeq lists its product as uncharacterized. The record is from RefSeq and is a predicted model, not a curated record. The coding region runs from base 1 to 633 and encodes 210 amino acids. The transcript has 5 exons. NCBI's taxonomy places the organism in Eukaryota, Viridiplantae, Streptophyta, Magnoliopsida, Sapindales, Anacardiaceae.